This is a messenger RNA of Cordyceps militaris CM01, 1212 nucleotides long. RefSeq lists its product as uncharacterized. The record is from RefSeq and is a predicted model, not a curated record. NCBI's taxonomy places the organism in Eukaryota, Fungi, Ascomycota, Sordariomycetes, Hypocreales, Cordycipitaceae. Bases 1 to 1212 code for a protein of 403 amino acids. The transcript has a single exon.
AUGGUCAGCGACCAGCAGCCACACCACGUGCUGGGGGGAGAGACUGACGAGCCAAAACAGACAAAGAACGAAGGGAAUGAAAUCGGCCACUGCCGGAUCGCGCGCUACAAUCGACGAGACCAACGUCUCCAGGUCCUUUCAGAGUUGGAGCAGCGACAGUAUCACGGGCUACAACGGCUGCAGCAAGAGCAGCAAGGCACCGCUGCCGUGGACGCCUUGUCCGACUGUGUGUAUGUCGUCAACGGUGCAAUUGCGCCUGAAACUACCCGCGUGAUCAUCAAAAGCCUCGGCACAGUACUGCACGACGUACCAUUCACAAUCGUCGGCUGCGCCGCGCUCAUCCACCACGGACGCGACCGGCACGUCUCGCGCAUCACGCUUGUCUGCCCAGGGGACUGCGUGCGCACCAUCUACCACCGGGCGCAGGCACAUGGCAUGUACCGGUUCCACGGCGACUGGCACGACUCGUUUGGGUACCAGUCGCCGGACGGGUCGUUGUACCGCGUGCGCGUGCGCGCCGUGCACAGCGCGCCGUUCAGCAAGAUCCGCACCUCCUGCGCCGGCGACGACGACAACCGCGCCCAGGUCAUGCCGCUGGCCAGCAUGGUCACCGAGUACGCGCGCCUGUACGCGGCCGCCGUGCGCCGCUCGGCCAGCCGCGACCAGGGCCUCAUUGGCGGCGACAUCAUGUGGAUGCUGCGCCGCAUCGCCGCGCUGGGUCCCCGCGGCGCGGGAGGCGGAGACAGCAGCGACGGGGCGUUUACGCUCGACGAGGCGCCCUGGAUCCUGACACGAGGCUUCUGGGAGCCGUUCAUCUGCAGCCACCCGGAGGCUGUCGAGCUCUUCCGCGUUGCCGGCGCGUUUCCCUGCGUCGCCGGGCAAACAGGCGCCGAGUGUGUCGCCUGUCUCGACCAGAAACGGCCCCGCCCGGGGGAUCUGGUGCGGCGGCGGGAUCACUUGCCCCGUCUGCGGGCUUGGACGGACCUGGAAGAGCCGCCGCUGCCUAUGCCGUGUCUGCAGUCGUCGCGUGCUGCGCGCGUCGUCUCGGUUCGAGAAGCAGCCAGCACCGCCAGCUCUCGGGUGGCCUCGCCCGCAUGUGAUUCUGCGACUUUUGUUUCUGCUGUCGAGCGGGUGUCAAUGGCGACGAUCAUCACAGCUGUGGACGUGGGCCAGGUUGACAGAUGGCAGAGCCAAACAUCUGAAGGGCAUUGA